CUAUAUCUUGCACAUUUUUAUAUUGUAGCAUACUGUAUGUUGCAUAUUUUAAGAUGCUAAUCUUAAAUGUUGUAUGCAUUUGCAUGUUUAAAACUGAUACAUCUAAACAAAUAAAAUACAUUUUAAUAAAAUGGAAAGGUUGGUUUUCUCAUUUUUGAGGCUUAUUGGUGUUCUCUCCGAGAUUUUUAAGGAUUUACCUUAGUACAAACAGAUCGGCAACACCUAAUAAUGCUAUACACACUCACACAUAUGCAGAAAAAAAAACACAAGCUGCGUCAAAUUUAGUUUGCUGUGUUGUUCAAGGCAGGCGUGGCUGUGAUUGUUGGAUAUUUCAUUGCAAAACUGCUCCGGUUGUGCAGAUAUGCGUGUUUCUCUCUGCUGUUUGACUGUUGCAUUUCAUUCUUUCGUGCAGCAGAAAUACUAAAAUAAUGCUAAAAUAAUACUAAAAUAAAUUUCAGACGGAAAUCGAAUUAAUGACCCCCGUUUAUGGUGGAAUUAGCUUGCUUCUGUAUGCAAAUAAUAAUCGUCAGAAACGUCAUGGAACACCUUUGAUUCUUACAAUGGUUUAUUCCUGCAAUGGUUUUGCCGGACCUAACAAAAGUGAAAGUGUUUUUUUUUAGUGCCUAAAAGAACUGCAACACGAACUACAAAACAAAACAGCAGAAAGAUUGGUUACAUGCAUUUUUCAAUGACUAGUACAGUAGAUAUAUGCAAAAGUCAUCAGACUGUCAGUAACAGCAGUGUGUGUGGACUAAACUAUGGAACAUUUUGUCAGUGGAUGUGUAAGCGAUCAGACUCGUCCGAUCCACCUAUGCACCUCCAAUAUGGACGACACACAGACAUCCAGUGAUGGAGACUUUUGUCCUGGAAUCAGUUCAGUCAAACAGAAUGGAACAGGAUCACCAGAGCCCAUGUAUGUGUCUAUGAAGAGUUAUCAGUCUAUGGAUCCACUAUGUUUUAAUGAUGGAAACAAAUGCAGCCCAGUCCAUCAUAAGGGAACAGAAUCAGCAGAGCCCAGCUAUGUGUCUAUGCAGAGCAAUCAGUCUAUGGAUCCACCACAACGUUUUAAUGAUGGAAACACAAAAUCUGGCUGCAAAUACAGUUUAGUCCAGCAUAAAAGAACAGGAUCACCAGAGCCCAGCUGUGUGUCUGUGAAGAGCAAUCAGUCUAUGGAUCCACCACUACGUUUUAAUGAUGGAAACACAAGAUCUGGCUGCAGAUACAGUUCAGUCCAGCAUAAGAGAGCAGGAUCACCAGAGCCCAGCUGUGUGUCUAUGAAGAGCAAUCAGUCUAUGGAUCCACCACAACGAUUUAAUGAUGGAAACACAAGAUCUCACGGCAGAUACAGUUCAGUCCAGCAUAAAAGAACAGGGUCACCAGAGCCCAGCUGUGUGUCUAUGAAGAGCAAUCAGUCUAUGGAUCCACCACAACGUUUUAAUGAUGGAAACACAUCACCUGGCAGCAGAAAGAGAAGACACAACAUGAGGGAGAGUCUCUUCCAGUUACCAAAACCCAGCCAUGUGCAUGUGAAAAGGGACCAUUUGGUGAAUUACCAAAUAUGUUUCAGUGGUGGAAACACUGGCCGCCGCCAUGAAGUUCUCAACACAUUUAGAUCAAAUCUGAAGAAUAAGUUUGAGUGUCUGUAUGAGGGAACAGCAAAGGAGGGAAACCCAACACUCCUGAAUGAGAUCUACACAGAGCUCUACAUCACAGAGAGUGAGAGUAGAGAGAUCAGUAAUGAGCAUGAGGCAAGACAGAUUGAGACACAAUCCAGGAGAGCAGCAACAGAGGACACACCGAUCAAAUGCAAUGACAUCUUUAGACCUUUACCUGGACAGGACAAACCCAUCAGAACUGUGCUGACAAAGGGAGUCGCUGGCAUUGGAAAAACAGUCUCUGUGCAGAAGUUCAUCCUGGACUGGGCUGAAGGGAAAGAAAAUCAGGAUGUCCAGCUCAUAUUUCCACUUCCUUUCAGAGAACUCAAUCUGAUGAAGGACAAAACACUCAGUCUUUCAGAUCUUCUUCAUGUCUUUUUUCCUGAAACAAAAGAAAUGGUAAUAUCCAGUGGCAAAUAUAAAGUGUUGUUCAUCUUUGAUGGUCUGGACGAGUGUCGUCUGUCUCUGGAUUUUCAGAGCAAUGUGAGGUUGUGUGAUGUAAGUGAUUCAGCAUCAGUGGACGUGCUGCUGACAAACCUCAUUGUGGGGAAUCUGCUUCCCUCUGCUCUCAUCUGGAUCACCUCCAGACCAGCAACAGCUGAUCACGUCCCCUCUGAGUGUGUCCAUCGAGUGACAGAGGUACGAGGCUUCAGUGAGCCACAGAAGGAGGAAUACUUCAGGAAGAGAAUCAGUGAUCAGAGUCUGGCAGAUAGAAUCAUCUCACACCUGAAGUCAUCAAGGAGCCUCUACAUCAUGUGCCACAUCCCAGUGUUCUGCUGGAUCUCAGCCACUGUUCUAGAGAAGAUGUUGAGUCAAGCAAAAAGUGGAGAGAUUCCCAAGACUCUCACUCAAAUGUACACACACUUCCUGAUGGCACAGAUGAACAUCAAAGACACAAAGUACAACGAGAAGAAGGACAUGGACAAAAAGAUGAUUUUCAAACUAGGUAAACUGGCAUACAAACAACUGGAAAAAGGCAAUGUGAUCUUCUAUGAGGAAGAUCUGAGAGAGUGUGGCAUUGAUGUGACAGAAGCAUCAGUGUACUCAGGAUUGUGCACUCAGAUCUUCAGAGAGGAGUUUGGAUUGUAUCAGGGGAAAGUCUUUUGCUUUGUUCAUCUAAGCAUUCAGGAACAUUUAGCAGCUCUAUAUGUGCACCUCUCCUGUACAAUCCACAACAGAAAUGUGUUUGACCAAAUCAACAAACAUAGUUUGUUUUCUAAAAUUAAGCACUGGUUUCAACCAAAAUCAUCAAAACACGUUUCAUUAUCCGAGUUGCAUCACAGAGCUGUGGAUAAGGCACUACAGAGUAAAAAUGGACAUCUGGACUUUUUCCUGCGGUUUCUACUGGGUUUGUCACUGGAGUCUCAUCAGAUUCUCCUACAAGGACUAAUGACACUAACAAGAAGCAGCUCUGACAGCAAUGAGGAAACAGUUGAGUAUGUCAAGAAGAAGAUCAGGAGCAGUCGCUCUCCAGAAAAAUUUAUCAAUCUGUUCCACUGUCUGAAUGAACUGGGUGACCGUUCACUAGUGGAGGAAAUACAACAGUAUAUGAGAUCUGGAACAAUAAAGGAAGUCAAACUGUCUUCAUCUCAGUGGUCAGCUGUAGCUUUUGUGUUGCUGACAUCAGAGAAGGAGCUGGAUGUGUUUGAUCUCAAGACAUUUGUUGUAGGAAGCAAUAAAGCUGAAAAUAUGAAAGUUUUUCAGAAGCUGCUGCCUGUGAUUAAAGAAUCCAGAUCAGUUCACAUAAGUGAUUGUGGUCUCACAGAUGAAGGUUGUGCUGCUCUGGCUUCAGCUUUGAGACCAAACCCCUCACAUCUGAGAGAACUGGAUCUGUCUUGGAAUAAACUAGGAAGUUCUGGCGUGGCGCUUCUCUGUUCUGUACUUAAGAAUCCUCACUGUAAACUGGAGAAACUGUGGUUGUGGGAAUGUGGUGUCACAGCUGAAGGUUGUGCUGCUCUGGCUUCUUUUCUGAGCUCAAACCCCUCACACCUGAGAGAACUGGUUCUGUCUUGGAAUAAUCUACGAGAUUUGGGUGUGAGGCUUCUCUGUACUGGACUUAAAGAUCCUCACUGUAAACUGGAGAAACUGUGGUUAAGAGAAUGUGGUGUCACAGAAGAAGGUUGUGCUGCUCUGGCGUCAGCUCUGAGGUCAAACCCCUCACACCUGAAACAUCUUAGUUUGUCUGAGAAUAACCUAGCAUGUUCUGCAGUGCGGUUACUUUCUGACCUAAAGGAUAAUCCACAUUAUAAACUGGUGGAACUAUACUAUUGACUCUCAGUAUUUAGACAUCCGUCCAGUUUCCUCAGGAUCAGCUGAUGGUGCAUGAGGAGCUACAGAGUCACACAAUCAACAGAGACUGAACAGAGACACAGUGAUCACUGAUUUGGGAGUUUGUACUGUAAUUUUUCUAUUUUUGCAUAGUUUUUUUUAUUAUAAAAUACCUUUUAUAAUGAUCUUGUACUUUUGCUAAAAUAUGAUUGUAAUAUUUUAUUUCUCUAUACAUUUGACAGCAUUUUAGAUUCAGGUUCAAAAGAUUCGAUUCAGGGGAAAUUGCUUUUCUUCUGCUCUACCAGCAGAGGGCGGCAAAAACUACAAAUUAUUUUAGUAUUUUUUAUAGUAGUGUCAAAUUGUAAACAUAUAUAUAUAUAAUUGCCAUUACUUUAUGCAUUUCAAGAAUUUGCAAAGCUAUCAACAUACACUAUUUUUGACAAUUAAUGUAAACAGAAAUGUUGUAGAUGAAAGUUUGAUUUUUUUGUCCUGGCCAAUUUCAAUGACUUUUAUCAUUUUAUAAUAUUUUACAUACUUUACGACUUAUAUUAGUUCAUGAACAAUGUACGAACAAUGUAGAGCUACAGCUGAAUUUCACAAAUUAGUCACUGUGACUCUCCAGUUACUAAGAACCCACUUGUAGAAAUAAUUACAUUCCUCCACACUUGUGCAAAACAAUCUGUUAAGGUAUAUUAUUGUAAGUAUGGUUUGUUCUGUUGUCAUAGUAUUUUAGGGAAAAAAUAAACUCAAGGGGCCUUAUUAUUCUCUCUAUCAUAGAGAGCUAUUAAAGCUGCUAAAUGUGCAGAGAGAUGGUCAGACACACUGAUAACAUUCAAGUUAAACAUAAGAAAACUAACAUCACACUUGCUGAGAAAGAUAUAAA
Molecule: messenger RNA, 4806 nt
Organism: Labeo rohita (rohu)
Lineage: Eukaryota; Metazoa; Chordata; Actinopteri; Cypriniformes; Cyprinidae
Product: NACHT, LRR and PYD domains-containing protein 3-like
Exons: 13
Coding region: 759-3926 (1055 amino acids)
Molecular function (GO): protein binding
Source: RefSeq, a predicted model, not a curated record